Pseudopodoces humilis (Tibetan ground-tit) is the source of this 1156-nucleotide messenger RNA. Lineage: Eukaryota; Metazoa; Chordata; Aves; Passeriformes; Paridae. The record is from RefSeq and is a predicted model, not a curated record.
UCCCCACCACCCCAUUCCCACCACACACAGGGAUGACCCAAUGCCCUCCACCUCUCGCAGCCACCCCUCACCGCUGGCCACCUUCCACACCAGGAUUGAACCUCUUGGGCCUGCACCUGAUGCCUCCAACAGCCCGAUGCCCCCCUCGUGUCACGGUAGCAGUGGCAUCGGCCUCGUGCUCUUUGGUGCGGGGCUCGUGAGCAAAGCCUUGUUGCAAAGCCUGCUGGAGGAGACAGGCUGCUGCCUGCUGUACGUGGUGGAGGAUCGGCCAGAGGAGGUGGAACGUGCCUUCGGCGCCGAGGUCCCAGCCAGCACCAGGGUGCUGCGGCAGCAGGACGCCGCCGUCGCGCUCGGUGAUCCGCGAGUCUCUGGAGUCAUUAUUUGUUCCCCACCUGAUGAAGCCCCUGAGAUGGUAAGAGAUGCCUUACGAGCAGGUAAAGGUGUGUUCUGCGAGGGGCUGCCCAGCUUGGACAGACAGACAGCAGAAGCCUGUUUUGAUGAGGCCAGCAGGUGUGGGAGGCCACUUGUGUGUGGGUUCUACAAGCGCUUUGACCCAGCCCUGCAGUUCUUGUACAAGAAGGUGCGGGACAGCCAGGCGCUGGGCAGGAUCCACCGGAUAUCCACCAUCAGCAGCCUCUAUCCAGCAGCCUCUCUGAGCCUGCUGAAAGCCUCAGGUGGCAUUUUUUACAACGCUGCUGUGCAUGACAUAGAUAUUAUCAGUUUGUUGUUGGGAGAGAGUGUGCCAGAUACAGUAUUUUCCCUGGGCCAUGCCUUCUGUGCAGACGUGGGCUGCCUGAGGGAUGUGGACACAGUUGCCAUCAGCAUGAAGUUCCCCAGCGGGGCCAUUGUCACUCUGGAUGUCAGCCAGCACUGCACCAGGAGCUGUGACCAGCGGCUGGAGGUGGGGUCCUGCUGCUCAGUCAAGUCUGUUUUGGCUCCACAGCCCAGCACAAGUUUUCGCCUCCGAGUGUGCCUGCAGCACAUUUCCCAAAACCUCUCUAUAACAGAAUCAUAGAAUCACUGAGAUUGGAAAAGAUCUCCAGGAUCAUCAAAUCCAACCUGUGACCAAUCCCCACCUUGUCACCCAGAGCAGAGCUCUGAGUGCCCCAUCUAUUUGUUGGGCUGUUGCCUCAGCAGCAGUGGCUUCUUCUCCUUA